This is a messenger RNA of Drosophila gunungcola (fruit fly), 615 nucleotides long. RefSeq lists its product as uncharacterized. Lineage: Eukaryota; Metazoa; Arthropoda; Insecta; Diptera; Drosophilidae. The coding region runs from base 9 to 557 and encodes 182 amino acids. The record is from RefSeq and is a predicted model, not a curated record. The transcript is spliced from 2 exons.
CCGUCGAAAUGGGGAUCUCUUCCGGUCCAGUUCAGCAGCUGGUUCUGCUGGGAGCCAUCCUUCUGGCCAUCAAUCUAUUCGGGAUUCAAGCAAGAAAGCUAAAGAUCCAUAAGUUGGAGAAGGGUAUCGAAGAGACCGAGUAUCUGCACAGCCACCUGCGCAUCGCUGAGUUUAAGGAAAAUGUCCUUCAAGUCAGUGGAGAACUCAAACUGUAUUCGCCCAUGGACAACAGUUGGACGAUCCGCUUUAGGGUCUAUCGAGCUCCAGAGGAGGAUGGGGAGUUCGAAAAGAUAAUGGACCUAAACGAACUGCACGUUUGCGACACCAUGAAGUCCUAUUACAAGGAUUUCUUUUACGAGCAGCUCAAGGAGUACUCGAAUGCCCCUCACCCUUCCACCUGUCCUGUGCCGCCAGAUCACUACAUCCUGGAAGACUAUCCGCUGGAUGUCCAUCUGCUGAAGAAGCUCAUGACGCCGGGGUACUAUCGAACCAAUUUUAAACUUUCAAAGGGCCAUGCCGCUGUGUUAUCAUAUACGGCGGAGCUGGAAAUAGAAUAAGGUGUCCAGAAGUUGCUAAAUGUUCAAUUUAUUGUGGAAAAAAUAAAUUGUAGAACCU